This is a messenger RNA of Diabrotica virgifera virgifera (western corn rootworm), 1452 nucleotides long. RefSeq lists its product as uncharacterized. The transcript has 3 exons. The record is from RefSeq and is a predicted model, not a curated record. NCBI's taxonomy places the organism in Eukaryota, Metazoa, Arthropoda, Insecta, Coleoptera, Chrysomelidae. The coding region runs from base 1 to 1452 and encodes 483 amino acids.
AUGCAACCCAUUCAAUAUUUGAAUAAUGCAAGACUAGCAACUUUGCUACACCGUUACAAGGAGCUGAACAUCAAGAAAAUGUUACAAAAAUCUAAGAUCUUUUAUAACAACGAAUGUUUACGUCUCAACCUGCUGCCUAGUUAUGCUAGAGGUAGACUAAGAGAACUUAACUUCAAUGCAACGAAGGCUAAACAAGUAAAAAUUCUGGGUAGAUCCAUCAUUAGGGAUGAGAUUCGGAAACUAUACCAACAUAUCUACACCAUUGACUUGCAACUGAAGACAAUCUACAAUAGCUUACAUAGAAGAAUGACAGCGCUCGAGUUUGAUGAAUGUAUGCGUGAUUUACAUGGGACUAUUAAUUUUCAUAGGAGUAGACAAUAUAGGAAACUUCAUGAUAAGAUCAAGAAACUUAAAUUUAUAACACAUAGAGUAAAUAACAAUAUUAUUUUGUCAAAUCAAUCUGUGUUUUCACAACUUAACAAUGACCAACUUGUGGUGGAUAGUAACAUAUUUUCAAAUAAUGAACUGUCUCUACUCCAAAAAGGUUUCAAAUUCAAUCCCCCCCAAUCUUCUAAAAAACAACAACUUAGAAAUCUAGAACUACUCGGAGUUGAGAGUGAAAGUAUCUUACAAUCAAUACCACUGGAAAACACAGAAGAAAUUAGGAGCAGUUUGAAAGUAUUACUGAAAAAAGAAAAGGAGGCUAUUUGUAACAACAGAAAGGGCUAUCACAGAAACCCUCUCAAUGAAUAUAAGGACACCAUUAAAUCAAUUGAUAAGAAAAUUAGUGAAAAUAACCUUACAGUCACUAAAGCAGAUAAAGGCAGCACUGUAGUUGUCUUACACACCCAAGACUACCAUCAAAAAGUCACUAAUUUUAUACUAGAUAACCAAUUUCUAACAAAAUCUGUCAAUAUUAAUACUUUCACUACUAAAGUUAGAACAGCCAUCAAUAAAAUCACUGAAGUUUUUGAUAAUACUACUAAAAAGAAACUUUUACCAUCUAAAGCAAACGUUCCCAGACUCUAUGGUCUCAUGAAAAUACACAAGACUGAUGUCUUUGAAAACAUACCAAUCAGACCAGUGGUAUCCUUUACUGAUUCUCCCACUCAUGCAUUAGCUUCUCACUUAAACAAAUUCCUUAAAACCUUUUACAACAAUAAAUUCGAUUAUGUAGUCUCUAACAACUUAAGUUUGACAAAUAAAAUUACAGAAGUUAAUCUUAGUGAUCUAACACCUCUUCAGGACAUGUCUUAUCUAGACACUGUUGUUUUAUGUCCACUGGGACCACUGGUGGUAGUCUGCGCCGUUGGUGGUGGUGGUGCACUGCUUGGAGGCUGUUGUUGGGCGGAGCAAUCAGAGGAGAAAGUUGGUUCUACGGUUCUUUUCAGAAUUUUUGAUCUAAAACAAAUUAUUAAUACAUGCAAAAUUUUAAGUUUCAAUGAAAGUUGA